This is a messenger RNA of Mauremys reevesii (Reeves's turtle), 3246 nucleotides long. RefSeq names its product mitogen-activated protein kinase 10 (gene MAPK10). Gene Ontology annotation, molecular function: JUN kinase activity; ATP binding. NCBI's taxonomy places the organism in Eukaryota, Metazoa, Chordata, Testudines, Geoemydidae. The transcript has 17 exons. Gene Ontology annotation, biological process: JNK cascade; protein phosphorylation. Bases 643 to 2082 code for a protein of 479 amino acids. The record is from RefSeq and is a predicted model, not a curated record. Gene Ontology annotation, cellular component: nucleus; cytoplasm.
GGAAAGGUUGUAGUCAAUCUCUGAGUGGAGGAAGCUGGCAAAACCAGAGAAGUGGGAUGCUAUCUAUGUACAAAGAAGCCAGGGAAAUAGCAGUAAGAGGCAGAACUGUACAGGGACUGUGGCUGCUUGUUGUAAGGUCCCUGGCUUGGAACCCCGUGUGAAGUGUGGGCCUGAGUUUCCCUACCAGCCACCGAGGAGUGGUUGGAGGCAACAGGAAGUAGUUCUGGAAAGAUUGUGAAUUCCCUGGAAAGGGAGGACUUUAGUGACCUGGCUGGAGAGCCAAGCCACAGAGGAAGCUGCAGACCUGGGAGAGAGUGGGGCCAUAGUGCAAAACAAGGUAGUAGAAGACCACACCAGUGGGAGAGUGCAAGCUGAUAGAGUGAAUGCCCAGGAUGGCUACCAGGAGGUGCUGCUUAUGAUGGCUGCAUAUCCUGGAAGGCGAGGAGUAAGUCAACCUACCAGCAGAAGGAGACUGUGGAUCAGUGGGGGAAACUGAGGCAUGGUUGUACCUGUUAAUGGAGAGGGCUAGCAUUAGAAAUUGGUACCAGCAGCAGGCCAGAUUCAGCUAUGGGAAUUCAGGCAUGAAGUUGACCCCUCUCAAUCAUUUCCUUUAGAUGAGACAUAGCACAAGCUGUGGUAUUUAUGAGCCGCCAUUUCUUGUACUACUGCAGUGAACCUACCCUGGAUGUGAAGAUUGCCUUUUGUCAGGGAUUUGGGAAACAAGUGGAUGUGUCAUAUAUUGCCAAACAUUACAACAUGAGCAAAAGCAAAGUUGACAACCAGUUCUACAGCGUGGAAGUAGGUGACUCGACCUUCACCGUUCUCAAGCGCUACCAGAACUUAAAACCUAUUGGCUCUGGGGCUCAGGGAAUAGUUUGCGCUGCAUAUGAUGCUGUCCUUGACAGAAAUGUGGCUAUUAAGAAGCUCAGCCGACCAUUUCAGAAUCAAACGCACGCCAAACGAGCUUACAGGGAGCUGGUCCUCAUGAAGUGCGUGAACCAUAAAAAUAUUAUCAGUUUAUUAAAUGUCUUCACACCACAGAAAUCUCUGGAGGAAUUCCAGGAUGUUUACCUGGUAAUGGAAUUGAUGGAUGCCAACUUGUGCCAGGUGAUUCAGAUGGAAUUAGACCAUGAACGAAUGUCUUACCUGCUCUACCAAAUGCUGUGUGGGAUCAAGCACCUUCACUCUGCGGGAAUCAUUCACAGGGAUUUAAAACCAAGUAAUAUUGUGGUAAAGUCCGAUUGCACGUUGAAGAUUCUGGACUUUGGACUGGCCAGGACUGCAGGCACCAGCUUCAUGAUGACUCCGUAUGUGGUGACACGUUAUUACAGAGCACCAGAGGUCAUCUUGGGAAUGGGCUACAAGGAGAACGUGGAUAUAUGGUCUGUGGGAUGCAUUAUGGGAGAAAUGGUUCGCCACAAAAUCCUCUUUCCAGGAAGGGACUAUAUUGACCAGUGGAAUAAAGUAAUUGAGCAGCUGGGAACACCAUGUCCAGAAUUCAUGAAGAAGCUACAACCCACAGUGCGGAACUACGUUGAGAACCGACCUAAGUAUGCUGGUCUCACUUUCCCCAAACUUUUCCCAGACUCUCUCUUCCCAGCCGACUCAGAACACAACAAACUCAAAGCCAGCCAAGCCAGGGACCUUUUGUCAAAGAUGUUGGUGAUUGACCCAGCCAAGCGGAUAUCAGUGGAUGAAGCCUUGCAGCAUCCAUACAUUAAUGUGUGGUAUGACCCAGCGGAAGUGGAGGCGUGGAGUGUUUUCUGCUCACCAGACUUAAAAAAGCCUCCUCCUCAGAUAUAUGAUAAACAGCUGGAUGAAAGAGAACAUACGAUUGAGGAAUGGAAAGAAUUGAUCUACAAGGAAGUAAUGAAUUCUGAAGAAAAAACUAAAAAUGGAGUAGUUAAAGGACAGCCUUCUCCUUCAGGUGCAGCAGUGAACAGCAGCGAAAGCCUCCCUCCAUCCUCAUCUGUUAACGACAUCUCCUCCAUGUCCACUGACCAAACCCUGGCAUCUGACACCGACAGCAGCUUGGAAGCUUCUGCAGGACCCCUCGGUUGUUGCAGAACAGAUGAGAGUUAGGACCAGGUUAAAAGGAAGCACAUCUGUCUUUGGGAGCUGUUGGGGUUGAGGAUGGAGGAGUUGUCCUGUGAAUACCUAAUAUCUCAGCCCACAAGGACUUCAGAGACAAACUUUUCAUAGUGAUAAUACAGUGAGUUAUUUUUCUUAGAUAGGCUUAUCAUUGUUAAUUAUAGUGUGUAUGUGUGUGUUAGGGGCUAAAAUGUGUGGGGAUAGGCUCAGAUAACAAGAAGGAUGUACACAAUUUUUAUGUAUCAUUUAUGACUAGGUGCUUGGUAAGCCAGGAUUGCAGACAAGGGAUGUUUGCAGUCUACUCCCUCUCUAGGUAUUUGUUGCUGCAAAGGAGUUGAAUUCCCUUUAAAUAAUUUCCCUUGUGGGAAUUACAUUACUUGGACAACAUUGAUUCUAUAGUUCCUUUCAGCCUUUUUUCCCACUGGUGACAAAUCAGCAGAUUCCUCAAAAUGCUUCAUCAACUGGGCUAUACAUAGCAGGUUAGUAAAUUGAAUGGUCAAAUAUUCUCAUACACAAUAGGCUUUGCCUUUGUUUAACAGCCAGGAGCCAAGCUGGGAGUGUAACAAUCAGGGUCUCAGGCAGCUUUUGCAUAUUUCUAAAGAAGCCAAUAUUGAGUAAAUAUUCAUUGGAUUUUGACAGAUAAUACUACUUUGAACUUGCCACAGAGAGUAGUGUCAGGUCUUUUAGCAGCAUACAGCAACACUACACAAUUGUUUAGGGCAAGUGAAGAACAGUUUUUCCUCCUGAAACAGCAAUGAGGAUUUUAGGUAGGCAAAAUGCAAUUGUCUGAGUUGGAAUUUAACCAGGAUUCUAGGGUUCACAUCUCUCUCCUCUUAUUCAAAUGUGCUGUGCCAUCUGUAAUGUAUGCCUCAUCCAAAUGGCAGGACGAGUUAAUUUAAAUAGCUUAUUCUAUUUAACUGUAAUGUGUGACAAUUUUUGAAUCUACAACUAUUUGACUGGACAGUUGACAAAUCUGUCAUCCCUAAGCUGGGGAAAAUAUCUGAAUAUCAACUGAGAUUUUGUCCAAAGUAAAAAGCAAACAAUAAAGCUUCCACUCAAGUAUGUAAAAUAAAAAUAAAGAAUAAAUGUAAUGUAAUCUCAGAGUUAGUUGCUCUGAGUGGUCUUGAAAUUACACUAUAAAGUAAUUUUUCCCCA